Molecule: messenger RNA, 2521 nt
Organism: Rhipicephalus sanguineus (brown dog tick)
Lineage: Eukaryota; Metazoa; Arthropoda; Arachnida; Ixodida; Ixodidae
Exons: 11
Coding region: 1-2406 (801 amino acids)
Biological process (GO): protein processing
Cellular component (GO): plasma membrane
Molecular function (GO): metalloendopeptidase activity
Source: RefSeq, a predicted model, not a curated record
AUGCAGCCCCUACUACCCAGGAACCACAACUCGCUGUUCCGCGAAGCGCACGGACGCGAUGCCGGCCGAGCUGCCGCUGAUGGAGGGGAUGCCGCCGCCGGACGUGCCGCGGAGGGAGGCGUCGCCGAUGCUGAGGAAGGCAUCGUUGACGAAGACGAGGUGGAGCGCCUGGCCAGCUGGCUAAGCUUGUUCCGCAUGCUCGUCAUCUUCCUGCCCCUGUUCGCGCUCUGCAUGCCGAGCCUGCUCGGCGACUGGGAGCGCGCGCGUCGCAACGAGACCUCCCUCGCUUCCCGGCGGUUCAUGGGCUUCAUCACGCCUCCCGGAGCGUCAUAUCGCCGACAGUCGGUCCGCACCACGUGCCGUAGCCGAGCAUGCAUCGUGGCCGCCUCGAGCAUCUCUCUCGACCCUACGGCCAACCCGUGCGACGACCUGUUCGGUCACGUCUGCAACAACUGGAUCAGGGACCAUCGCCUCAGCCGGAAUGCGGAAACUUGGGAGGUGAAUCGUGACCGGCGCACGGUGGACCACUUACACCAGGAAGCGCUGACUGAAGACCUGCACAAGAUUCUGGCGGCCAGGGCCGACGGGCGCUGGUUGCCCGUGGCGUUGCACCGUCUCUACAGCAAGUGCCUCAAGCCGGGACUCAAGGACGCUGCCGAGCUUCGUACUAAGCUGCUUGACAGUGCUGGUCUCUUGUCUUGGCCAUACAGCGCACGGGACAAGGCCCACGCCAAGGACAUCUCCAAGGCGGUGGGCAACGCCUACUACUUCACGAACGAGCCGGCACUUCUGCGCAUGGGUGUGGGCGCCGACGGUCGUGCUUUUCUGGCCGAGCCUCGGCUGCUCGUGGACGCUCUGACGGUGGGUCCCCGCGAGGUGGCGCAGGCUGCCACUGCGGUCUUCUUGUCGGCCGGAGGGCAGCUGCCGGUGCCCGAAUACGUCAACAAGGUGGAGGAGCUCCUGGACAAGGCGCGAAGGGGCGACGACCCAGCACCGUGGAAUACCACGCUGCGCCUUCCAGAGACGAGGAAUGACACAUCCCGACCGAGCGCCGCGGGGGGACCACAGGACGCGUGGUCCUCAUGGAACCUCCGCACCAUAAUUGAGGAGGCGUUCGAAGGUCGAGAGACUCCCGACGAAGUCGUGGUUCGGGCGCCCAGCUACGUCGACGCGCUGCCGGACGCGCUCAAGCAAGUGAAAAAGCACGAGCUGCUCAACUACCUGGGUCUGCGCACGGCCCUCCUGGCAUCCCGCCUGCUGCCAGCCGGUCCAGAGAAGCAGCUCCUCUGCCGGCUCAUUGACGUCGAUGACACGGCGCCAGCCCGAAACGCCACUGAACAUUGCAUUCGCCUGAUGGCGAAAUACGAGCCGGAGUUGGCGCUUUACGCGCUGACGGCCUUGUCUCCGCUGGUGACCGGCGUGGACACUGAAUCCCUGUUGGGCUUCCUGCGGCGCCAGCUGUCCAGCGAGAUUCGUGCCGGUGCGCUGGACUUAGACGACCCGACGCUUGCGGAUCAUCUUGCCGACCGUAUCUACUCCAUGCCGUGGAUCGGACCUGCGCCGAGUUGGCUGCGGAACGUCACUUUACGCGAGGCAUACUUCAUGAGGUUCUACGAAGGCAAAGCGGCGCCCGUUGGGUCCGCGGAUACGUCGCAGGCCAUGUUCGCCUGGAUGCAAGAGAAGGCAGUCAGCGAGCACCUGGCGACGAACGGGCCGCACAGGACCACCGGCGACCAGCCUUGGCGGCCCGGCCUACUCUCAACGCGCUGCAUGCUCGCGCUGCGCGAAGGAGAGGCCGCCGACAGCGAUGGCGUGCCGCGGCCUGAAGCCACGCUACAGGUGCCACCGGCUGCAUUGGACUUACUCUGGGGCACACAUCCGUCGACAGCCAUGCUACAGGUGGCACGCAUCGGCGUGCGUGCGUUCAAGGCAGUGCUGGAGUAUCUGUUCCGCUGGCAGCAACGGCAGCACACCGACGCCACGGGGCCGCACGUACUCGACAACUGCACCCCGUGGGACGCGGCCCCGCGCCAGCUGGACAUUGCUCUCGAGUCCAGGGCGCUGUCCCUGGCGCUACGUGCUUACCUGGCGUGGCCAGGAGCCCCGGAGCUCGUGCUGCCGACGCUGCUGCAUCUGGAACCCGAACAGCUCUUCUACGUCUUCUACGCGCUCAACCAGUGCGAGGUCAAUGGGCCGGACGUGGAGCAGACUCUCGCUUCCAGGAGCAAGCCGCGCGACGACGGGGCCCGAGCCGGCCGUGCUUCCUGGGUCAACCGGGUGACGGCCAGGAACGAGGACUUCGCUAGGGCCUUCAGGUGUCCUACGCCGCUGAAGCCACCGAACCCGUUUCGCGACUGCGGCCUGGUUCCCCAUCGAGCUCCGGGGGCACGGACGGUCCGCACCUGAGCUUGCGGACUUCAACAGAAAACUUUCAGGCGCCCCCGUGGAAUCGGAGAAGCCUUCGCUUUUUACAUAAAUAUAUCACACGUUCAUUAAACUGCAAAUGUUCAGGGCUCAUUCU